GCUGCUCUCACAAUCGAGGAGGAAGUGGCCGAGUUGGGAGGAGGGCGGGACUGAGGGAACUGAGCGCUGUAAGGAAGGCGCGAGUGAGGAGGGCGCUGUGAUGCCAAGACGCACAGCGGGGGGAAAGGACUACACAGGCUCGCGGAGGACGGAGGUGAUAAAAGCGACUGUAUUUCAACGGCCUGGCCUGGUGCUGAGGCGCAGCCGUGAGAUGGCCUGGCGCUAUCUAAUUUCUGGUUGCCUCUUCUGGUCAGUACAUGGCAUUGUACCGGAGCCACAAAAUGUAGUCAUUCAGUCGGUCACUUUUAACAGCACUCUCCAGUGGGAUCCACUUACUUUUCCUACAGUAAACGUGACUUACACAGUACAAUAUAAACAACAUUCCGGUGGAUUCACUGAUUUGUGCACAAGAAUUGUUUUCACGGAGUGCAGUAUGUCACAUUUACCUCUAUAUGGUAAUUAUAUUUUAAGAGUUAGAGCUGAAUCUGAGAAGGAACAGUCAAAUUGGAAAAACAUCACCUUCACACCAAUGGAUACAACCAUUGGACCCCCCGAUGUUCAUGUUGAACCAAGAUCUAGGGCUUUGUAUGUAGAAGUCAAAGGUCCCUUUCUUCAACGUAAUAGUGCUACUUUAUCCAUAGAGGAGUUAUAUGGUACUGUGAUUUACAACAUGCAGAUCUUGAAGAAGGACUAUACUGAACAGAUGAAAAUUGUGAAUAUAAUGUAUGAUUCAGAAAUACGGUCUGACCUGGAUCCCUGGACAACAUACUGCAUUCAGGUUCAAGUAUUUCUUCCUAAAUCAAAUAAAACAGGGGAGUGGAGCAAAAUGUGCUGUACUGCAACAACUGGCAAUGGUAUAAGUCCACUGCAGCUGACAGUUGGUCUACUAUCAGGGUUGAUAGUGUUUAUUCUCUGCUGCUGGAUGUUUUUAUAUGUUUACCAGCGGGUGAAAUAUGUCUUCCAUCCUUCAUAUUCUUUGCCACAGCAUUUCAAAGAGUUUUGGCCAACAUGGACCUCUUUCAGCAGUUAAAUUGCAAGUAUUGAUAAUGGCAACCACAACAAAAUGGGUUAUAUAUAAUGAGGCUACAUACUUCACUUUGCUGGCAAUUUUUCUGAAGAUUGUGGACAAUCUGGCAUUAAUUUGCUUACAACUAAAUUUGAUAGAAGAGCUCAGAUUUUAGACCUUUUAGGAUGAAAAUUUUGCCAUGUAUAUGGCCAUGAAACAUCAGAUCUCUAUUUACUAAAUGAGCCAAACUAAGUUCUAACUAGGUACACUUUCUCUUCCCAUCUUGUGAUUGAAGUAAUGCCUCGAGCUUGCUAUGACUGUUCUCACUGAUCAUAAGAUUACCUACUAUAUAGAGCAGUCCUAAUCAGAGUGACACCCUUCUAAGAUCAUUGAAGUCAGUGGUCUUAGAAGGACUUCACUCUGCUUAGGAUGGCACUAUUAGACCUUAACAGUAUUGAUUUCACUUCCUGUUUAACUUUUUAGAUGUUUCACCAGAGGGGAAGUUCCGUUCCACUUACUGUAAUGUAUUUUGACAUGUUACAACAGCUUUAUACUGGCAUUCCAGUCACCUAGGAUUAUCAGCAUAUCUUGUUUAGGUGUAUGAUCAAUUUCUUCUUGGACACUUGCGUAAAAAUCUUCAAUUUCUUCCUCAUAAUCUGUAGUUGGAGCAUAAACUUUUUUUUAAUUUAAAAUUUUUAUUAUUAACAAUUUAUAAUUUACAGAGCAUUGUGAAACAUUACUAAAUUUCAGUCAGUUCUUAAUACAAUUAUGUCCUUAUCUAUGCAAAUAGUUAUUAAACUACAUUUAAACAUAAAAAUACAUGGUGUGUCUAUAUAACAAUUAUAAUCUCAACUUUUUUUUUACAAAAUAUAUUUACCAUAAUCCCCACAUUUCCAUAUCCAUGACUUCUUGAUAUGGUAAUUUCGUUAGUAACAAAUCAUUUUGAGAUAAAAAGUCUUAAGAAAGGUUCCCAUUUAGCAUAAAAAUUAGAGGUACCUGCAGGGUUGGUUUGUAAAUACAACUUUUCAGUUAUUUUUUCCAUUAGGAGGAGAUCCCAAAUUUUAUUGCACCAUGUGUUAAUUGUAGGUAUUGUUUUUGAUUUCCAGUAUAGUGCUAGUGAGGUUUUGGCUGCAAAAAAGAAUGUUGUUAUUAGAUUCUUUCUAAUAGAUGGUAUGUUUUGCUCUUUCCAAAUAUUGAGGAAAAUAAUUUCUGGGUUUAGAGGUAUCUUACAUGAUGUUAUUAGCUCUAUCUGGCUUAAAAUUUUGUUCCAGUUCUCUGUUACAUAUUGGCAUUUCCACCAGCAGUGUGUAUAAUCGCCCACUUUCCCCACACUGUUUCCAGCAUAAAGGUGGUUUCCUAAAAUAUAUUUUGGAUCAUUUAUGUGGGAUCAAAUACCAAAAGUUAAUAAUUUUGUAUGAUUGAAGAUUAUUAUUAAUGACUUGUGAGCUAAACAGUUUUGAAGUCCAAACUUGUUCCCAUUCCUUAUCUGAGAUAUCAGUCUUGUUGCCAUUUUUGGCGAACAGCAAAGCUUGAUAUUUCUGUAUUAUUUAUUAAUAAGCCAUACAUUUUAGAAACUAAGCCUUUAUGAGUGAAUUCUUGAGUUUCUAUUAUUUGUUCAAACUCUGUCCUUGGUUUGUUCGUUAUUUCCUUCAGUUUUGUAUCCUUUGCAAAAUAAAUCAAUUGAAAAUAUAGAAACCAGGGUAUUUUUUGUCCUAUUUCUUCUAGUUUAUUUUUUUCCAAUAGUCCUGCUUUGGAUACUAUGUCUACUAAUCGGGUAUUUUUAAAUUGUUCUAUAUCUCCUAAAUUAGUUAUUACAUGUCCUAGUGAUGGGCCUUUUUGUGAAGUGAUAGUUGAAAAGCGAGAGAUUUUUGGUAUUAGUUUAUUUUUAUAUUUAGCCCAUAUUUUUAAGAUCGCUGUCAAGAAUGGGUUAUGUUUAAUUUCUGUGGGUCUGUGUUUUGGAGUCAUCCAAAUUAAAUCUUGUGUUGUGGUAGUAUAUUGUUGAAUAUUUAAGGCUUUAAUCCAGUCAGUUUGUUCUUUGUCUUGCACUAUACAGUAUGUGUUACAUUAAUUAUCCUAGCAGCUGCGUUGUAUAGUUCUAAAUCAGGGUAACUAUAUCUACCUUGUGAUUUCUUUUUUAAAAUUAUUUUAAAGGCUAUUCUUGGGUGUUUAUGUUGCCAUAGAAAUUGGUUUAAUAUUGCCUGACAUUGUUUUAAUAAUUUGAUGGGAAUAAGUAUAGGGAGUGAUCUAAAUAGGAAUAAUAACUUGGGCAGUAUAAAGGAUUUUAUCAAAUUGUAUCUUUCAUGCCAUGAGAGCUUGUCCCAUUUACAUAUGUCCACAUGGUGGACAUGUGAAGUAGCUAAACAGUACUGGGGAGAAAUAAUUGAAGUAAUAAAUGAGAUUUUAUAAAUACAAAUAAAUAAGAACCCAGAAUUGUUGCUACUGAACUUGGGAAUGGAGGCAGUUCCAAUGCAGCACAGAACAUUGUUAUUUUACAUGACAGCAGCGGCAAGACUUUUGUAUGCGCAGAAAUGGAAGACACAAGAAAUACCGACUGUAGAAGACUGGAUUUACAAAUUGCUGUACAUGACAGAAAUGGACAAAAUGACAAGGAAACUCAAAGAUCUUGACCUAGGACAAUAUAUUGUUGACUGGGGGAAACUGAAACAAUUUUUGGAAAAAAAGUGGGAUGUAAAAGGAGAACUGUGGCAGUUUGAAAAUUUUUAAAGAACAAUGUUGCAAUGAGAAGAGAAUUCUUACCAUUUAGGGGGAAUGUAAUUAUAAUCUAAGCUAAUAUAAUAUUUAAGGGGAUUUUACAUUGAGUAUAUGGGAUAACGAGAAGGGGUAAACAGAUAUCUCAAUGAGGUAUACUAUAUAUGAUAUAUAACAUAAAAUAACGGGUUAGUGGAUCAGAUUCUACAUUAUAACAUAAUAUGUGGUUGUGCUAUGUGGUGUUGUGUGCUGUGCUACAUUGGUGGCAUAGCAUACAACAUAUAUAAUAUAUUAUUGUGAUAUAUACUAUAUUGAUAGUGUAUUUGAUGGAGUAUAUGCUUAAAAGAAAAGAAAUAGAAUAAGUUUAAAGUAAGAGAUAGGGCGAUCCCUACUAUAUAUUAUAUUAUAUUGGUAUGUUAUAUUGAUAUGAGAUAUACUAUAUUGAUAGUAGGUUUGAUAGAGGCUAUGUAAAAGAAUAAGAAUGUGCUAUAUAUCAUAUUAUAUUGGUAUGCUAUAUUGAUAUGAGAUAUACUAUAUUGAUAGUAGGUUUGAUAGAGGUUAUGUAAAAAAUAAGAAUGUGCUUAGAAUAAGAGAGAUUAUGAUUUAAAGUUGGUAGGAAAAUAUAAAUGAAAUAGAUUUAAGUAAUAAGAAGGGUUAAGGAUUGGAAAGCUGU
Messenger RNA from Eublepharis macularius, 4388 nucleotides. RefSeq names its product interleukin 10 receptor subunit beta (gene IL10RB). The transcript has 7 exons. The coding region runs from base 101 to 1030 and encodes 309 amino acids. Gene Ontology annotation, molecular function: interleukin-10 receptor activity; protein binding. NCBI's taxonomy places the organism in Eukaryota, Metazoa, Chordata, Lepidosauria, Squamata, Eublepharidae. The record is from RefSeq and is a predicted model, not a curated record.